This is a messenger RNA of Lotus japonicus, 1852 nucleotides long. RefSeq names its product tubulin beta-3 chain. Bases 144 to 1493 code for a protein of 449 amino acids. Lineage: Eukaryota; Viridiplantae; Streptophyta; Magnoliopsida; Fabales; Fabaceae. Gene Ontology annotation, molecular function: GTP binding; GTPase activity; structural constituent of cytoskeleton. Gene Ontology annotation, biological process: mitotic cell cycle; microtubule cytoskeleton organization. The transcript is spliced from 4 exons. The record is from RefSeq and is a predicted model, not a curated record. Gene Ontology annotation, cellular component: microtubule; cytoplasm.
CUCCACCGUCCGAUCCUCCUCUCAUCGUCCAUACCCUCGCUAUAAAAAUCUCCUCUCAUCACUCAUCUUCUCUGCAAAUCCAAACUCUCACUCUCUCCACUUCACUCUCACUCUUCAACAAUCUCCAUAACCGUCAAGAGAAAAUGAGGGAGAUCCUUCACAUUCAGGGUGGACAAUGCGGGAACCAGAUCGGUUCGAAGUUCUGGGAGGUGGUUUGCGACGAGCACGGCUUAGAUCCGACGGGGAGGUACGUCGGGAACUCCGAUCUGCAACUUGAGCGCGUGAAUGUCUACUACAAUGAAGCUUCCUGUGGAAGGUUUGUUCCACGCGCCGUCCUCAUGGAUUUGGAGCCGGGAACCAUGGACAGCGUCCGCACCGGUCCGUAUGGCCAGAUCUUCCGUCCGGAUAACUUCGUGUUUGGACAGUCCGGCGCCGGGAACAACUGGGCGAAAGGACACUACACUGAAGGUGCUGAGCUUAUUGACUCUGUUCUUGAUGUUGUGAGGAAGGAAGCUGAGAACUGUGAUUGUCUUCAAGGGUUUCAGGUGUGUCAUUCGUUGGGUGGAGGAACGGGAUCGGGGAUGGGAACGCUGUUGAUUUCGAAGAUCAGGGAGGAGUAUCCUGAUAGGAUGAUGCUGACGUUCUCUGUGUUUCCUUCACCUAAGGUGUCUGAUACUGUUGUGGAGCCUUACAAUGCUACUCUGUCUGUUCACCAGUUGGUGGAGAAUGCUGAUGAGUGUAUGGUGCUGGAUAAUGAGGCGCUCUAUGAUAUCUGCUUCAGGACUCUCAAAUUGACCACUCCUAGCUUUGGUGACUUGAACCACUUGAUCUCAGCAACCAUGAGUGGUGUCACUUGCUGUCUUCGUUUCCCUGGUCAACUCAACUCUGACCUCAGGAAACUAGCAGUGAAUCUGAUCCCAUUCCCUCGUCUGCACUUUUUCAUGGUUGGGUUUGCUCCCCUCACCUCCCGUGGCUCUCAGCAGUACCGUGCACUGACGGUCCCUGAACUGACCCAGCAGAUGUGGGAUUCCAAAAACAUGAUGUGCGCUGCUGAUCCUCGACAUGGUCGCUACCUCACAGCAUCUGCCAUGUUCAGGGGCAAGAUGAGCACCAAAGAAGUGGAUGAGCAAAUGAUCAAUGUCCAGAACAAAAAUUCCUCCUACUUCGUGGAGUGGAUCCCCAACAACGUGAAGUCCAGUGUCUGUGACAUUGCUCCUAAGGGUCUCUCCAUGGCAUCCACAUUCAUUGGCAACUCAACCUCAAUUCAGGAAAUGUUCAGGAGAGUGAGCGAGCAGUUCACUGCCAUGUUUAGGAGGAAGGCUUUCUUGCAUUGGUACACUGGUGAAGGCAUGGAUGAAAUGGAAUUCACAGAAGCUGAGAGCAACAUGAAUGAUCUCGUGUCGGAAUACCAGCAAUACCAGGAUGCUACUGCUGAGGAUGAUGGGGAGUAUGAAGAUGAGGAAGAGGAGGAACAAGAGCACGUGUAUGAAUGAAGAAAUUAUUACUAAGCUGAAAUCUCCUGCUUAUUGCAUUAUGUUAUAUGAUGCGUAAUUGUGCUCUCUCCUGCGUGAAGAAGAUUGUAAUUAGUAUAUUUUGCGGUGAUUAUCCUGAUGUGGAGAAAGGAAAUGCCUAUUUUCUUUCUUCAUGCUAUUGUGAGCUGCAGAGAGGUUAAUUGUAGUGGGGGGAGUCUGGGUACAAGUUUUAAAGUAGUCAUGCGGCACCUAUCUGUUUGUUUUGAUAUUUGCUUGUUUGUUCGCUCUAUCUGGUACAUCAGAUCAUGUUUCAUUAAUACUUUGUUAUUCAUAUGCAUGUCUUUUUCAUAACAUUGGAGUUUAUUUUGUUGUUUGGAGAA